Molecule: messenger RNA, 2376 nt
Organism: Daktulosphaira vitifoliae (grape phylloxera)
Lineage: Eukaryota; Metazoa; Arthropoda; Insecta; Hemiptera; Phylloxeridae
Gene: Mccc1
Product: methylcrotonoyl-CoA carboxylase subunit alpha, mitochondrial
Exons: 12
Coding region: 162-2258 (698 amino acids)
Cellular component (GO): mitochondrion
Molecular function (GO): methylcrotonoyl-CoA carboxylase activity; metal ion binding; ATP binding
Source: RefSeq, a predicted model, not a curated record
AAAUAUAGAUGUACUUUGACGUUAGACGAGUUUACCGGAAAUCUGAUUACGUUUAAAAUUGGUUGGGUGACGUAUACUACUUAUAAUAUAUCUUUACAUAAUUUAAAGUUUAGUUGCUUAUUUUAGAUUUUUUCUUUUUUAAAGUUAAAAAUAUUUUUUAAAUGGGAUUAAGCUUAAAAAGUUUGAAAAACAUUCCUAGUAAACGUAUUUCUAAGCUUCUCAUAGCAAAUAGAGGAGAGAUAGCAUGCCGAAUUAUAAAAACAGCAAGACUUUUACAAAUUGAAACAGUUGCUGUGUACAGUGAUGCUGAUAAAAAUUCUAUGCAUGUGGCCAUGGCCGACCAUGCUGUCCAUGUUGGGCCAGCUCAAAGUUCACAAAGUUACUUACAUAAAGAUCAUAUUGUUAAUGCUGCUAUUAAAACUAAUUGUCAAGCUAUUCAUCCAGGUUAUGGUUUUUUAUCAGAAAAUGCUUCUUUUGCACAGUAUUGUCUUAAUAAUGAUCUCAUUUUUAUUGGCCCGCCACCAAGUGCUAUUGAAAGUAUGGGUAUUAAAAGCAAAUCAAAAGACAUAAUGUCUAAUGCUGGUGUGCCAAUUAUCACAGGAUACCAUGGCCAAGAACAAAGUUCUGAUUUUCUUCAAAACGAAGCAAACAAAAUUGGUUACCCUGUUAUGAUUAAAGCUAUUAAAGGUGGAGGAGGUAAGGGAAUGAAAAUUGUAUCCAAAGAAUCUGAAUUUUUUGAAAAUUUACUGUCAGCUAAAAGAGAAUCAUUAAGUUCUUUUGGUGAUGAUUCUGUGUUAAUUGAAAAAUAUAUACAGCAACCUAGACAUGUUGAAGUACAGGUUUUUGCUGACAAACAUGGUGAUUGUGUAUAUUUAUUUGAAAGAGAUUGUAGUAUACAAAGACGUCAUCAAAAAGUUUUAGAAGAAGCUCCAGCACCAGGUCUUAGUGAAAGCUUAAGAAAUCAUUUAGGUGAAACUGCUGUUUGUGCAGCAAAAGCAGUUGGUUAUGAAGGAGCUGGUACUGUUGAAUUUAUUUUUGAUAAUGCAACUAAUAUGUUUUAUUUUAUGGAAAUGAAUACAAGACUCCAAGUUGAGCACCCUGUUACUGAAAUGAUUACCGGAGUAGAUUUAGUUGAAUGGCAAAUUAAAGUUGCUGAGGGAGCUAAAUUACCUUUAAAACAAAAUCAAAUAAAAUUUAAUGGACAUUCAAUUCAAGCUCGUAUUUAUGCUGAAGAACCGUACAAUAAUUUUUUACCUGCAGCUGGAAAUUUGAAAUAUUUGAACUAUCCAAUUCCUACAAAUGAUGUUAGAGUAGAGACUGGUGUGAGACAAGGAGAUGAAGUCUCUGUGCAUUACGAUCCUAUGAUAGCAAAAUUAGUUGUUUGGAGUAAAAAUCGAAUAGAUGCUUUUUCUAAACUUAAAAGUAAUUUGUCUGAAUUUAAUAUUGCAGGGCUUUCAACUAAUAUCCAAUUUUUAAUUUCAUUAUGUAAUCACAAAGAAUUAUUAAAUGGAAAUGUACAUACAGGAUUUAUUGAAGAACACAAAAAUGUUCUUUUGGCAAGAGAAGUCCCCAAACCACAAUUAGUCUUACAAGUUAUUCUUGCUUUAAUAUUAAAAGAAGAAAAUGAAGUUAUUUGUAAAAAUAUAAAAAAAAAUGAUCCAUGUUCACCUUUUGCAACCUUAACAGGUUUUCGUGUUAAUCAUAAUUUAGUUAGAAGUAUCAAACUGAAACACUGUUUAAGCGGAGAAAUAUACGAAGCUUCAAUUCAAUAUGAAAAUGUUGGAUCAAAUGAUCCUAUAUUUAUAAUUAAUUUAAAAAAUAAAAAUAAUGAAGUCAAAUCAAUAAUUACUGGUAAUCUAGAUAUGUCACAAUUCAAUAAAAAUAAUUUAACUUGUGUAUUAGAUGAUAUAAUGUGUAAAUCUAAAGUUUCGUUUGUGGAUAAAUCAAUUUAUUUAUUUUAUGAGAAUGGAUAUGAAGAAUUUAUUUUAUUACUGCCCUUUAAUGAAGAUUAUAAUGAUAAUGGUCAACAAGAAAUUAAUAAUGAUUCAUCUAUUGUUGCUCCUACACAAGCUACGGUUCAAAAAGUUAGUGUUAAAUUAGGUGAUGCUGUUAAAAAGGGUGAUCAUAUUAUGGUAUUAUCAGCUAUGAAAAUGGAAUAUAUUGUUAAAGUACAAAUUGAUGGAAUUGUUGAAAAUAUUUUACAUAAAGAAGGAGAUAGCGUCAAAAAAGGAGAAAUUUUGGUGAAACUAAUGAAUUGAAUUUUUACAACAAUUAUUAUUUGUAUACCCUUAUUUUAUUUUUAAAUAACAGAAUUUUUCUAUGAUUGUCUACCAUUUAAAAAAAAUAAUUUUUGAAUAAAUCAUGAAGUUAAAAUAU